Molecule: messenger RNA, 1384 nt
Organism: Podarcis muralis (Common wall lizard)
Lineage: Eukaryota; Metazoa; Chordata; Lepidosauria; Squamata; Lacertidae
Source: RefSeq, a predicted model, not a curated record
GCAAUAGGGAGUUUCUGCUACAGAUAAGCUGUUCUCUCGGAAGGUGGAGCUUCUGAGCUUUUAUAACCCUGAGCCACACAAGUACGGGGCUCGCUUGAGAAGAACUUCCACUUGUUCAGGACUUGCAGCAGGAUAUCCCACAAGGCAAUGUGGGUCAGAGGGUCAGAAGCUACCUCCUCCUAGAUGGGUUACCUUCCCAGAUUGAUGAGCCCCACCUGCCCCUCACUUCCCUCUACAGCAUGUGCAGAAACCGCCUUCUUGACCCUUGGACCCACCAUUCGUCUCAUCCCUCAACCUGCCAGAGCCUGUAGAGGGGAGGUGCCUAACUCACAUGGGUUUGAGACCCACCAGCUAUCCUUACCUGGUUUAGCCAGCCAGUCAAAGAGGUGGUGCUUCAGAUGUGAUUCAUCACUACAAAGUCCCAUCAUCCCUGGCGGCUGGCCAUGCUGGAAAGCCAUGUGCCCAAACUUGCCUGAGGAGAUGAGAGGCAGCUGAUGGCAAUGGCAAUGGUGCAAGAAAGCAAACACUUAGGAACAUGGCUGGGAAACCUAAGCUUUACUACUUCAAUGGAAGAGGCCGAAUGGAAAGCAUAAGGUGGCUCUUGGCUGCAGCAGGAGUCGAGUUUGAAGAACAAUUAAUUGAGACCAAAGAAGAUCUAGAAAAAUUAAAGCAUGGUGGAGACCUGCUCUUUCAGCAAGUGCCCAUGGUGGAAAUGGAUGGGAUGAAGAUGGUGCAGACCCGAGCUAUUCUCAACUACAUUGCCGCCAAAUACAAUCUCUAUGGGAAGGACGUGAAGCAGAGAGCACUGAUUGAUAUGUAUUGCGAAGGUGCUAUGGAUCUGAAUGAAUUGAAAAAGAUGCUUCACUUCAAGCCAGCUGACAGCAAGGAGAAGGAGUUUGCAAACGUUAUUGAAAAAGCCACCACCAGAUACUUCCCAGUCUUUGAAAAGGUCCUCAAAGAUCAUGGACAAAAUUACCUGGUAGGAAAUCAGCUCAGCAGAGCAGAUAUUCAAUUGCUUGAAACCAUUUUAAUGGCAGAAGAGCUGAAGGCUGAUAUUCUCUCCAAAUUCCCUCUUUUAAAGGCCUUUAAAGAGAGAAUAAGCAACAUCCCGACAGUGAAGAAAUAUCUGCAGCCUGGUAGUCAAAGAAGACCACCAGCAGAUGAAAAGGCAAUGAAAAUUUUCGCCUGAAUCAUGGCUGAGGAUCACAGAUGAUGCACUAGUAUUCACAGGCAAUGGGCAAAAACUGAAAUGGGACCACAGUGGCACAGUGUAAAUCCACAAAGCUACAGUAGGAAGCAAAAUAACUAACAGAACAAAAGGAAGUAGUGAUAAUACUGUGCUGUGUUACACUAAAAUGAAAUAAAGCAUUCUACAACUUUUGUA